UCUUGUGUUUGGUGGUCUUCUACGGUUUAGUGAUGCGUCCCUCGGCGGCCUCUUGCUUUUGGGCCCCUGGUCACCUCCCUUCUUCUCGAGCUUCGCAUCCAUCUCUCUCCGUUUCACACUAUCACGCCCUCCAUGUACCCUCCGGCUGACGCUGUUCUAGAUGCUCUGGAGAUUGCCAUUGAAGGGGAGGAUGCUGUUGAAGGGGAGUAUGUAGUUGUCUGGGUGAGUAGCGGCGAUGACGACAGCAGCAGUAGCAGUAGUGAUGAUGCAGAACUGGAGCCUUUGGUCGAAGCUCUCCAGGCCCUGCUGGAAUAUGGCACAGAUGGAUCAGAUGAUGACCAAAAUUAGCUCUUGAUUAGACCUCCUGGCGAGCAGUUUUUUUUAGUUUUUGAGAGUAACUUUUCUGGUUCAGUUUGUUGUGUGGAUUUCUUGUCAGGCUUCUAGACUUGGGUUGGUCUUGAUCUUGUUGCUGGAUGAUUGUUUUGACAUCAGUUUGUGUUCUUUUUCUAAUGUUUGGCGUGACUGGUUUCUGGCUGUCUUUGAGAAUGGUGGAUGAUGGAUGUUGUUUGGACUUUAAGUGGUUCUGGCCUUAUUGAUUAAUGGAUAUUGCUUAUAUGUUUGGUCGAGAGAAGGUAUGUUCUUUUUGCAGGCAAUUGGCAAUCUCUGAUUUAAGGAGAGAUUGUAGAACCAAGUUACCAAAUCAUAAUUGCAUCUAAGAAGGUAAGUCGACAGCCAGAGACAGCUCAGAGCUUCCAUUUGUAUCCUGCGUUCGAAUUCAAGCACAACGGUCAAUUAUGGGUGGAUGGCUAUAUAUACUCGAGCUCUUCUUCAAAGCUCGAUACCUUUUGUCAAGGGUGGUAGAGGGCUACUGAAAAUCUGGAUUAAUCAACAGAGGAAGAGGUUCUGCUUGAUUAACGGUGUAACGGGUCUGGGACUGGGAUCUGGGUUAAAUACUCUUGUUGUUUUUCUUUUGAGUCUUUGUUGGUUCAUAUCGCUUGAUAGGAAAAAUCAAAUAAAAAGAGUCUCCUAGACUUCACUGAAGUACCGAGUCUAGGACGAGGAGUGACCAGUAGAUUGGGAACUUCGUUAAACUUGGUUGUGUUCUUUCGAUUCUCUGUUGGUCCCUUCUUUCCUCACUUUUGAUUCUUCCUCUGGUUUGCACUUGUCCCCUUCUUCAGAAACUCUGCUUCUCAAGGAAGAAGACGAGUCUCAGAGUGAAGUGAGCGGGCUUAAAUCUUGGGCUAAGGAAAUCAGUGGGGCCGAUUUGUGUUACUUAGUGGGCCGCCAAUAUAUCACUCAAGCCUAGUCCUUAAUCCGAUCUGUACUCCCUGAAGACAGAUCGUGUAUCUAUCUUCUCUUCGCAAAAUCUUCAUUUCCAUUUCGCCUCUUCUUCUUCUUCCUGUAGAACCCUAGUUUUUCUUCUCUCUUUUGCGAUUUCAGAUUUUUCAGUUGAGAUUUUUGCAUCAAGGGAAAGGCAUAUAUGUGUUCAGAAAAUAUCGAAAUCCAGGGAUUUGCCUUUUGGAUUAGGUGAUUGCAAUUUUCUCUUCCUUUAAUUGUCAUCUUCUGCAAAAAAUGGGACCUAACUAUACCUGUAAUGUUUCUCCUCAGGCUGCUAUCCGACUUAGAACCUGGGUAUAUGGCGAGAGUACUAAUGAGUAAGCCUUGAUCUGACAUUAACUUUGCUUCCAAGCUAAGUGAAGAGCUUUACUUCAACACAUCCAUCUGAUCCCUCCUCUGUGUCUGCACAUGGAAUGUUUGUUUUUGCUUAUAUUCUGAACUCAAGGGAGAGAGGCAGACGAAUGAAAGGUGGUGAGUGGUUUAGUGACUUUCAUUGUUGUAGUGCUCGCAUUAGUUUUGUGCAUUAUCCUUUUUUUUGGUUGUAAUAUGUUUAUGUUGUCGAUCAACAAGCCUAUUUGGUACUCACUACAAUGGUUCACAUACCGAAAGAAAAAUAGAUGGACACAUUGAUUGAAUUGUAUGUUGUUUAUACUUUUUAACAACACUAUAAAGUGCAAUUAGGAAAUUCGUAUUCGUAUGUAUAAUUGUUGCUCUUUUUUUUCUGUUAAAUUCAUAUUCAUAUUGAAUCACUCAUUCAUCUCAAUCAUGGUACCUCAAUACGUCAACCAUGGCAAAUGGAAUUGUAAAAACUUAAUUGUCACACCCAUCCCGGCGUAGAGAGCGGGUAAUAAAAGCCUAGUAUAGAUUAAAAAGUCAUAUUUGCUAUACCUAACCAUAUACCAUAUACCCUAAAUCCUAAACCAUAUACCCUAAUACCCUAACAAUAUAUCAUUAUGAGUUACGAUUUUGCUACUAUAGUAAAUUUAAAGUGAAAUUCAGGCUUUGAUUUUCAAAAAAUAGAUUAAAAAGGGAUAUUUGCUAUACCCUAAACCAUAUAUACCUUAUACCCUAAUCACCUACCUUAUACUCUAACCAUAUAGCAUUACGAGUUAUGAUUUGCCAAUAUUGUUCAUUUAAUCUUUAUCACACUUUGAUUUUCAAAACAUAGAUUAAAAAUUGAUCUUUGCUAUACCCUAAACAUAUACCAUAAACCAUAUACCUUAUACCAUAACCACUUAACUUAUACUCUAACCAUAAACCAUAUAGCCUUAUGAGUUAUGAUUUGCUACUAUAGUUCAUUUAGACUGAAAUUCAGACUUUGAUUUUCAAAACAUAGAUUAAAAAGAGAUCUUUGCUAUACCCUAAACAUAUACUCUCAAACAUGGUUUUGACUUUUGUCUAAGUUUAGAAGGUUUUUUAUUAAGCAUAUGAUAUCUAUAAGUGAUUAAGUAUAUGAUUUAUAAUGUAAAAUAACAUGUAUUUGUGAUAAUUCGAGUGAUAUUAUAUUAAAGAAGAGAUAACUUGUUACAAAUUUUCAAAUAUAAUAUAGUCAAAUAGUCAUUACAUAUAAGAGCAUAAUAUAGUUAAUUAGUCAUGCCCUACAUAUAAAAAUUAAAGAUCAUAUUUGAAAGACUAAAAUUUUGAAAACCCAAAAAGUUAAAAACACUGAAUUUGUUUCCUUCUUUCUUAAAACAAAAAAAGAACUAAAACUCCUUCUUUCUCCUUCCAUAAAUUAGAAACACUCAAUUUUCCUUCCUCUUUCUCUAUCAUAAAAUUGAAAAAACUAAAUUUUACUCUUCCUUUCUUUCUCAAAAAGGUGAAAACACAAUAUUUCCCUCCUUAUUUCCUUUUUCGUAAUCAAAAGAAUCAAACUUUACCACUUUUUUUCUCUUCCCACAAAUCAAAACCACCAAAUUUUCCCCUUGUUUCUUUUCUUAAGAAUUCAAAGCACCAAAUUUCUCUCUUCAUUCUCUUCCCAAAAAAGUUGAAAACACCAAAAUUUCACUCCUCUUUUAAAAUCAUAAAUUAUCAAAUAAAUUACUUUACUCUAUUUAUAUUUAAUUGAUAACUUUGUUGAAUAUUUAAAUUAAACAAAAUUUUAAUUUAUAUAUAAUAUAUUAAUAUUGUCCAUUAUAUCAAUUAUUAUCUUCAAUGUCAAUAUUGAUAUUGUGUUGAUUUUAUAUUUCGUAUUUAAUUUUUUAAUUUUGUUAAAGAACUAAUUGUUCAAGCGACCUUCAUGUUGCAAUUGCUGAAAUUUUAUUAAAAUGCAUAAUAUCAAGUGAGUUUCAUGUUUUAAAUUCCCUAUACAAAUUGAAAAAAUAAAAUUAUCUAUGUUCAGAAUGAAAAACUUCAUUUUGAAAACUUAUGUAUUAUAUAAUAUAAUAAUUAUUCUGGUGGAUUGGGUGGGGUUCGGGUUAGACUGUCGGGUCACGGGUUAGUCGGGUUCGGAUCAAUUGGGUUUGGGUUAAUCGGGGUGCUGGUUAAUCGGGUUGCGGGUUAGUCGGGUUGCGGGUCGAGUGGGUUAUGGGUUGUUGACUUUUAGUCAAUUUGGGUUGCAGGCCGGGUUGAUUAGGCGGGUUAGUCGGGUCGGGUUAUGUUUUGACACCUAUAGCUGCGAUCUUGGCCUUGUCUGCUUCUUCUCCUUGUUUCUACGCAUUCUUGCCCAUUUUCUCCCCAUCUUUGCUCGCAAUGUCAAAGCUUUUAACCUACGCAGGGAAGUUAGAGCUAGUUGUAUCAAUCUUGGCUAGUAUGACCCAGUACUGGAUGAGCGUCAUACUGCUGCCAAAGAAGGUUAUAACAGAAAUUGAAAAGCUCUGUUCCCAAAUCCUUUGGAAUGACCUUGAGAAGAAGAACGCUAGGGUUCAGUGGAGGACAGUUGCACUGCCUCGUGCAGAAGGGGGUAUGGGGUUUAAGGAUUUGCAUUCUUAGAACAAAGCCUGCUUUGCUAGGCAUCUUUGGAGGAUACUUUCUAAUAAGGAAAUACUCUGGAUUGCUUGGGUAAAGGAAUAUAGACUCCGUAAUCUGAGCAUUUGGGAGGUUAAAACAAAAGGUUCGUGGGUAUGGAAUAAUAUCCUAAAGUUGCGAGAUAUCUUUGUAGGGAAGUUAUGUAAAACAUAUAGGGGAGUACAAUGUGAGGGAGAUCUGAUGCCUCGGUUCCAGACCAGCAAAAUCUGGCAGAGUAUCAGACCUAGAGGUGCUCCUGUGGGGUGGUCCAAGCUGGUUUGGAAGAAAGGAAUUCCACGGAAUUUAGUUAUCACCUAGCUGAUUUUACUAGGGAAGAUCACCACCCUGGAUAAGAUUCUUCGUUGGAACCCAGAAAUUUGUGUCACCUGCCCGCUGUGUCAGCAGUUGCCUGAGUUAGGUGACCAUAUUUUCUUUCAAUGUGAGUAUGUGCAGGAUGUGUGGAGAUCUUUUUUCCAGCUGCUUGGCGGGUUCCGUUACCUGCUACUUUGCACCAGGCUGUUGUGUUUGCAACUCAGAAGCUUCAGCAGAGUUUAGCUGGGAGAAUACUCUAGUGUCUGGUGUUAAGAGAGAUAUGGCGGGAGAGAUGUCGCCAGUUGUAUGGAGGUAAGCAAAUGUCAGUUGCAGGUUUGGUUGCUAGGAUGCAAGAAGUCAUAAGGAUAAAGGCUGUUGGGGAUCCAAAACUUGUAGAGUCUAUGAGUGCUCAGCGCUUGCGGUAGGAAGGACGAGAGCUGAGUAUGUAGUAUAAAGCGUGGCAGAAGGUAGUAGUAGGUCUAAAUAUCUUGUAUUGGGUUUAUAUCUUGUACUGGGUUUCUCUCUAAAGUCUGUACAGUGAACCAUUGUCUUCAGAUUGUACAAAUUGUAUUGAUGAAAUAAAGCCACCCAUUAUAAAAAAAUGUCAAAUGCCUCCCGAAAUAGUGUCAUGAACGAAAUGGGCAUGCAAAUGACAUUUGUUAAAACAAUUGAUUUAUCAUGUUAACACAAUUUUACCUAAUAAAUGCAAGGUGAAUAACACCAUUUCGGUGUUAUCAACUGAUUACUGAAAUCACGAGCAAUACUCGAAAUUGACUCAUCAAUCCGAAACUCUUUACAAAAUUUGUUGAGAAAGCAAUGUUUUAUCGCUCAAAAUUAAAAUAAAAUUAACAUGUGCUAAUGAUUGGAGUCGACGUUAGCAUAACCAAACUAUUAAUGAGAAUGACGUUUGUUAGGGAUGGCAACAAUAUCCGCGAUUAUGGAUAUGUGCUUGGUCUGACCUAAUUAGGUUUGAUAAAACCCGAACCCGAAGGAUUUUCAGUGCGCAUGUGUAUAACCCAAUACGGGUAAUGGGCGGACAUGUAUUUCUCAUGAUCCAACCUGAACCCACUACAAGAAAAAUUGGUUUCAGCAACAAUAUUCUUAGCAACCAUAAGGAAAUGGUUGCUGAUAACUGGACUUUUGGCCACCAUUUACAAAAUGGUUGGUGAUGCCCAACCUUUGAGCAACCAUCAUAAAAUAAUUGCAAUAGACUAGGACUCAUGCAACCAUUUGCACAAUGGUUGCUAAUACCUAGCUCUUCAACAACCAUUUGUUAAAUGUUUGCCAGAAAAUCAAUACAUCACCAACUAUUAUCAAAAUGGUUGCUGAUACUUGAUGUUUGAGCAACCAUUACUUAAAUAGUUGUCUAUUGAGCAAAGUUUGAGCAACGAUUUGUAAAAUGGUUGUCGAAAAGUCAAUACUUUAUCAACCGUUAUAUAAAUAGUUGCUCAAGCUUGUUGUUUGAGCAACUAUUAUUUAAAUGGUUGCUGAUUGAGCAAAGUUUGAGCAACUAUUUGAAGAAUGGUUGUCAAAUGUCAAUGCUUCACCAACCAUUAUAAAAAUAGUUGUUAAUAAUUGAUUUUUGCGAAACGAUUACUGAAAUGGUUGCCGAUUAAGCAAAGUUUGACCAACGAUUUGAAAGAUGGUUGCCGAAAAGUAAAUACUUCAUCAACCAUUGUCAACAUAGUUGGUGAUACUUAAUGAUACUUCAUCAAGAACAUUUUCUUUUCGUUGAAAAAAAAGAGAGAAUAUUUUAGUAAAUAUAUUAGAAUAUUUUUAUUAAUUAUCAUUAUAAUAAAUCAUUAUGUAUUCAUUCUAUAAUAUUUUUAAGGACGGUUUUAAAACUAAAAAUCUCAUGUUUUUACACUUGUAGGUAAUUAAAAUGCUUCUACAUAAACUCACUAUUUUCACUAUAUGACAAUGACCGUUCAACAAAUUCGUAUACGACUUUAAAUUUGAUUAGUGUGUUAAAAGACCUUUUGUAAAUGAAUGAAAAAUUCUUUUAUGCCCCUAUCACUAUUGGAUCAACGUUGAAGUCUAUUAGUAUCAAAUACUAAAUUGGUUCAUUAAUAAUUUAUUUUUCUUCAUCAAACUAAUCACUGCUUAACUGUUUUAGGUGACUAAAUCAUAUAAUACUGAACCCAUGCCGAAUCAUCCAAGUCCAACUCUAAUCCAUACAAACUUUAUCAAAACCAUUCAUCUCAAUGAAUCUCCACCGUUUAUUCAACCAAGUACACAAAACCUUAUCUCUUUGGCUUUCUAUGGAUGUCGAACCCCAUUCCCUCAUCCAACGCCUCCACUGAUUAGUCUCUCCUCCCCACCUUCCUCUUCUGCCUUCCGCCGCCGCCGCUUUCUCAAAUUGAUGGGUGGCAUGCGCCUCCUCCUCCCUCCUCGAUUCUCUCUGGUUCCCACCGCCUCGUCGUCGAGGGCACAAGUCUCAAACCCAUUCCCAAAUCUCAACCCCAUUCCCAAAUCUCAACCCCAAAUAUGAACAAACAAAAACCCCAAACCCAUUCCCAAAUCCCCAUCCAAAAUCAGGUUACCCAGCGUUCCCUUGCCGUCGCCUGGCUUCCCUUAGCCGGAGACGGAGAGAUGGCGGGAGGACAGGGAGACAGAGAUGGCAAGAGCACAACGGCGUGAGGAAGAAUAGUUUCCGACCUCAAGCGACUUCCGCCGCACUCCCUUGUUUCUCGGCGAGACUUAACGGCGAUGACGGAGACCGCAUCCAGGCUCUGGUCUCCCAGCUUCCAGCCACCUUCAGCAGGGGAGUCACUCGAUACUACGGAUUUGAACAGAGGAAAGAACUCAAGGGGACGCCCUCUGCUUUCUCCAGGCAGCAGCAAAGACCUGGGUAUCGAGAUCUUGGCGGAGGAAGGUUGCAGGAGAAGGAGCUGCGUCUGAGGAUUGAAUUGGGGGGUUUUUGAUUUUUUGUCAGUGUUGAAAUUUGAGAGUUAGGGUUUUUAGUGAAUGAAUUCCAUCGACUUGAGGGAGCUUCUAUUUACUUAGAAAUGACCGAGAUGUUGCUUUUAGUUUUAAGUGCUUGUUUAUGGUAUGCUAGUGGAAUUCAACCCGUCAAUUGCCUGUUAGGUUGGAAAGAUAUCCCUCGUUACAGUAGUUGAGAUUGGACUUUCACCUUCAAUGAAGUGAGUUGAAUUGCCUAACCUGCUUACUUUUCAUUCUAAUAUGAGAUUGUGUUUACAUGUGCACUUCUGUAGGCGAAGAAGAUGACUUCCAUAGGAGCUAGGAAAUAGGAAAUGCUCCAUGGACUACUAUGGAUGGAAGUUCAUAAAUCCUUGGCUUGCUUCUGCUCGAUUUCAGAAUCAAUUGAUGAUGCGGCACUUGCCUUCCAUGUUUAAUAUGCUUACAAGAGGUACUUUUUUCCCUCCCUUCUCUCGACCUCCAUCUGCCCUCUUUUGUUUUCUUAUUAUUGAUCUUGGUAGAGCUUGUUUAAUAAGCAGUUGUUGAUAACUCAAUAUGACUUAUACUUCUCUUUUUGUUGAAAUUACAGGUAGAUGCAUCAUUUAUUCAAAUGAUGUGAAGAUUGCUUGAAGAUACUAAGUAUAGGCUUGCUAACCAUUGAGAUCAUGUAAAUAUUCAGGAUGAUAAUUGUAUUAUGGAUAUGUGUAGGAGUAGAACACAAUAUUAUGUUUUGCCACUUUUCGUAAUAAGAUAUCAUUUUUGGA
Molecule: messenger RNA, 8276 nt
Organism: Linum trigynum
Lineage: Eukaryota; Viridiplantae; Streptophyta; Magnoliopsida; Malpighiales; Linaceae
Source: the annotation of a GenBank genome assembly